Molecule: messenger RNA, 1614 nt
Organism: Galendromus occidentalis (western predatory mite)
Lineage: Eukaryota; Metazoa; Arthropoda; Arachnida; Mesostigmata; Phytoseiidae
Product: cyclin B3
Biological process (GO): mitotic cell cycle phase transition
Molecular function (GO): cyclin-dependent protein serine/threonine kinase regulator activity
Source: RefSeq, a predicted model, not a curated record
UUUGGGUCGAGCAGCGGUCAAAGAUCUCACUUUGAACGCGACAGCGGACUUUGCGAAGAUGGUCCUCCGACGCGUAACCCAAGGAUUGAAGGUUCAUUCAGAAAAUGUGGCUCCAAGCGAGAAUCGGGCCGCCAAACGCCCAAGAAACGAUGACUCCGGGCCCGCAUCGAAGCGGAGCGCAGUUGGACUCAAAGUGCAGUCGGAGAACAUCGCGAUGCCGUCGAACACAAAGAAAGUUCUCAGAGAGAACCAGGCGGCCGAUCUAGUCAAAAAAGAUAUCCUCAAAGAAAUCUCGAAGAACGAUGCCCCACAGAAAUCCGCGGAGCAGCCGACGAAGAAAGCUUCACCCGCUAAAAGAGCUCUUGUACAACCCCGAGUCAAGCGUACCAACGUCAUGGUUAGCCACACCGAUGCUUGCGCACUGGACUUCUACGUUGAGAAGGCUGAUCUGCCCGCAGGUGUGCCCGACGUCGACCGUCGAGUUCUCAACGACCCUAUCUGUGAGGCGCACUACGCACACGACUCGUUCGUGUACCUGCGGCAACGGGAGAAGAAAUUCAUCUGCCAACCCUACAUCCACAAGCAGCCCGAGGUGCCGAGCACCUACAGAGCCCUUCUUGUCGACUGGAUGGUAGAGAUCCAAGAAAGUUUCGAGCUCAAUCACGAGACCCUCUAUCUCGCCGUCAAGAUGGUGGACCGUUUCCUUAGCAAGGAGGACCUCCGAAGGUCGCAAAUUCAACUGCUUGGAGCCACCUCUCUGUUGAUUGCCAGCAAAAUCGACGAGCGAGUUCCACCUAGCCUGGACGAAUUCACCUAUAUCUGCGACGAUGCCUACACGCGCGACAUGUUCAUAGAAAUGGAACGCCAUGUUCUCCAAGUGCUCGAUUUUGAUCUCUCAAUGCCGCUCAGCUAUUCGUUCCUCAGGCGAUAUUGUCGCUGUAUGGAAAUGUCCCUGCGAGAAAUGACUCUCGCUCGCUUCAUAUUGGAAUGCUCACUAAUGGAAUACACGAUGAUCGGACACAGGGACAGCAAAGUCGCUGCGGCGUCCCUGCUCCUCGCCAUGGACAUUCUGGGCAUGGAAUGGAAAGAUACACUUACGUACUAUACCGGAUACAAAACGUCUGAGCUCUUGCCUCUCCGCAACGAGCUCAACAAAUUGGUGCACCGCCUGAAACAAGUAUCUCAGGAGGAAAACUCUACCAAAACAAUAUUCGUCAAGUAUUCUCACGAAGUUUUCCACCAAGUGGCUACGCUCGAAUUCCCCCCCGUGGAAGAAGCGACCUCAUCCAGAUGAAGAAAGUCUCCGCAUCACCUCCUGUGCUGAUCUCUUCCUGCAAACUCCUCCCAUCGUCGACGAGGGACGAGUUCCUAGACCCCGACGACAUAACCAACAAUGUAAAUAGGCAAUGAAUAUUGUAAAUACUGCAGAUAUGUGCCCCAUUCGUUUGAAUCAAUGGGUAUCGUGCAGUGGAGCAAAAAAACUUGGGAGAACUCCAAGGUCAGUAAAUGAGACCGAGUCUUCACCGGCGUAUGCAACGCAACUCUUAAACCGAAAAUAGAUGUUGUAGCGACAUUCAGAAAAAAAAAUUGUGUUUCUCUGUAAAAUAUAUAUAC